Messenger RNA from Pocillopora meandrina, 14518 nucleotides. NCBI's taxonomy places the organism in Eukaryota, Metazoa, Cnidaria, Anthozoa, Scleractinia, Pocilloporidae. The record is from the annotation of a GenBank genome assembly.
CGAAAGGAAUCAACUUUUUGAAUCGAAAGGGUAAAUCCACAAGGUUGUGCCCAAAAUUCUGCCUCAAAAACCUUAAGCUGGAGUUAAUGUUGUCAGGAUACAGUUAACACAGGUGAUUAAAUAUGCAUUUAAGUUGCAAAACGUACUGUUUUAAAAUAACUGCACCAAUGUAUAGAAUGGUUUCCGGAAGUGUUUCUAAUGUCAUUUUAUCUUGUUUGGCAUGGAACAAACAAGCCUGUUCGCGUGAUGACAUCUGAUAUUUUAAUGUCUAUCUGUUCAUUGUUUACAUUAAUUAAUGUUCUUGGUGCGUACCCUAUAAAAAUAAGGUAUGAAUACGUGAAGAGCAAUGAGGCGCAAAUUCGAGCGCUGUUCUUGUAAACGGACAUUUUCUCUAAGUUAUGAAAAGGAAGCUUCAUAACGUAGUGCCACCCUUUUUAGUGAUCGCACCAAAAAUUGUUGGGUUUACACUAACAUUCUGAGGACAGUGUACAGGAUGAUAGAAUUUGAUGUAUGAUUGUUCACAACUUACUGCUACUUGUUUUGAAAAGACUGUUGAGGCUAAAUUGUAUCUCAAGUUAAGUUUAACAUCCCCUCAUGAACAGUUUUAUAAUAAUAAGGUAUAAAACAGGUAUAGUAGAAAACAUUGAGCUUCAUUUGCUUGUCCUAUUGAAGUACGUUGGGACACAGGCGGCCCAAGCUCCAGCUUUGGAUGAUCAUCUUGCACAAUAACAGUCAUGGUGGAAUUAUAAGAGUUUGUAUGGGAAUAUUUACAACCAUUCUAAGGAAUAAAAAAAUACGUCAAAUUCUCAAAGAAAAUACCUCACCUUACUUCCACAGCAUAUUGCUUGUUAUCUGACCACUUACUUUAAUGAAAAGAAUGCAUUUUAGCAAGUUGUCCAUUUCGAGGUUUUCAAUGUACAUAAGAAAAGCCCAAGGCUGAACACUCCAUUUCCAAACACCCAAUCUGAGAAGCAAAAAAUUCCAGUGUAAAGUGACCAGGCGGCCACAAAUCCAAUGCAGAAUCCAAUCACAUUCACUGUAGUUUCAUUUCAAUUCACUACAAACUCAAUCUUCCCCAUGCAACUGAUGCUAAGCCACAGUUAGCUUAAAAAAUUUCCAGUUUAGAGGUUUCUAACAGCCCGCAUCCACCUCAACCUUGACACACGACCGUUGACAACCAGCUAGGUAACCUUGCCUCCUUUUUAAACUGAGCCUCGCUGGGGACCCCACUGUAACACAGCAUAAAGAAAUUGUCUUAGCACCAUGGGUGCCAAGUUACAGUGGGGUCCCUGGCGAGGAGAGGGUAUAAAAACAUGAAUUUCCAUAGGCCUGUAUUAUAUAUUUGCUUCAAUUUCUUUGUGUAUUUUGUUUAAAGGUUGUAAUAUAUAUAUAUAUAUAUUUUUUUUUUUUUUUUCAUUUCAAGCUGAGAAAUGAUGUAAAACUUUUUGUGUGUGGGUAUAAAACAGUGAUAGUCAUCCCACCUGCCCUGUCUCCCUUGUUAGCCUGAUUGAAAGUGAUAGCUUUGUGACAGAACAUAAUGAUUGCACUAUAAUAUAAAGACUGCACCCAGCAAAUGGUUCUUAAUGUUAAUCUCUCUUUUUAGGUCUUGGCCAUCCUGUACUGGUUUUUAAGAUUUGUUCUUCUUUUCUAAUGGCACACCAUCGCCCUUUGGGUGAUCCACUUUCUGGAAUAAGCCAGUGAGUAUAGUGUGUUAUUAAUGAAAGCAACUCUACGUGUAUUUGCAAUUGAUUUCAUUUUGUUUUAAAAACUAUGAAACUUGAUUUCUGUAUCCAAUAAGUCUGGUGUAGACUGGCACUUGCAAGUCAUAAUUCCCUAUGAAAGGUCUUAAUGACAAGACACAGUGUGUUCCCCUUUUCCAAACCAAUCAGAGUCAUUUUUUUGCAGUUAUUAUUACUUGCACUCAAACCAGUUCAAAUUUAAGGAACUCUGAUAUACAAACAAGUCAAUCACUCACUCACUCCCAUUCAGUUGUAAACACUGGUAAUUAGUCAUCUAGAACUUGCUCCAGCCUGCCUCCAUCACCCUGGAAUAAUAUCUGUGCACAAAUGAUUGCCAUGCUUGCUAUGACUUGUGGGAACUUCUUUGAUGAUGAAAUUUUCAUCAGAAGUUUAAAAGCAUUGGAGUCGUGUUUUAUGAUAGUGGAGCUCGCAGAGCGUAGCCCAUAAUUAUACAAAAUAGUAGUAACCCAUCAAGCUGAAAAAAUUUGGAUGUAUGACCGAAUGACCGUACGACCAUACGACCACACAAGGUGCUACUUUUAACAUGCAUGGUCAACUGUACCGUAGGCACACCAAUGCCACGGCUUUGUUCAGUAGUCCAGUGGUUAGUGUACUGGGCUUGGAGUCGGGCGACCCAGGUUCUAGUCGAGACAUGUGAGAAAAAAAAUGCGAGCUCCGCUUUUAGGCUUGGCUAAAUCUAUAUAUUAUAUACUUACAUUGUAUGAUAUUUGCUACAAUGAGAUGUAUUGUUUUAAUACUGGUUAGUGUGAUGUUUCUUAAUAUUAUUUUUUCCAUAUUUUUAAAUCAGGUAUCCAUUUCCUCCGAGGAAAGGUCAACAGGAUCUCUCCCCAGGUAAAAAAAGUCUUGUUGUAGUAAUUAUAAUUUUGAAAUGUGCAUUGUUUGUGUGUUGUCCUUUUAUGCUUCAUCUGUCAAUGAAUGGUAGUUAUAUACUUUUUUGCAUUUUGAUUUUUAAAAAUGACAGAAAACAUUACUUACAUUACUUUAGGAUAUUGGUUACAAGUUAAAAAAAAAUUGGCAAUUUAUAUUUGUCCUUGUUCAAAAGUUAACAUAAUGAUAAUAUAUUUGGAAUAAAUGAAAAUAUAACUUCAAGCCUGUAUUCAUUAAACCAGGCUCUAAACUAUCUGAAGUCAUGUAGAAAUUAUCACCUUAAUGUAAAGUUUUUGUAAAACUCUGGAAAAGGCUGCCUUAUAUUUAUCACCAAAAGGAAGAUCUAGUAAAUUUAAAAAACCCAUUAACAAGGAACUUUCAGAGUCCAUUGGACAUCAAAAAUUGUGGUCCACAAUAGAACUUGUUUGAAUAACUGAGCCAUUGGGACCUAAAUUCAUUCUAAGCAAUAGCAUUUGUGCAGAUGGUUUCUUGUACUAUCAUUAUUAGUGUCCAAGAGCUGAAGAGGCGUGUCAUUAUCAUAACAAUCUAUAGAGCAAGUACAGCAGUUCAAAUUGCUGAUGGGAAUUGUACAUAAUAAUGGUAAAUUAACAAAAGCUUGAGUAAAUACUACUGAUGGUAAAUUAACAAAAGCUUGAGUGAAUACUACCGAUGGGCUUGGUUAAAAUUAAAAUUUUCUGUAUAGCAUACAUACUAAGAUUACUUUUAAAGCAGGUACUCCACAUGUAAAUCAAUGGUAUACAAGAAAGUGAUGAUAAUAAUAACAAAAGUUUUUGUGCUGUUUUAAUUCUUGAUGUGCUUACUGUACAUUUCAGCUAUAAAACUGGUUGUCAAUACAAAGUAAUUAAAACACAAUUAAGUGAAAACAUAUAAAAUAAUUCUCGUAGUUGUUCCCACUGAUUAUUCCAAUUUAUACUAUAUUAUCAUGGACACAGGAAUAAAUGUUUCUCCUUUUAGAUGAAGCAUCUUAGCAGUGUUGUUCUAAGCACUAUUCACACUAAUUAAGGUAACUGCCCUAGCAACUGAGGCCUGGUUAUGUAAAUUAAAGUUGACAUAGGCCUCAGAUUCAGACUGUCAUUAGAUCUUGAGAUUUCUUUGUAGGUGGGGCUAGGGUUAAUAAACUUGUUUCUAUUUCAUUGCUAACUGAUGCUGUUCACAAAAAUAAAGUCAUGUUGAUAGAACACUUUGCUCAUGUGAAGAUGGUUAGAUGUACUUUGUUUUGUCAAACAACAACUGAAUGUUGUCUGCUUAUCAGGUCUUCAGAGUUCUGUGCAUAGUCAACCCAACUGUGUUUUUAGAAACCCAGUCUUGGUGUGUUAAUAUAAGGCCUUGUGCUUUUCUAAACUUUAGGUGGUAGGAAAAACAUGCCAGCUAUUGGCUCCCUGAGGAAAAAGUUGCCUGUUUUUAAUGAUGAUGGGGAAGAUGAUUAUGGAUCAGGUGGAAUGUACUUCAAUCCUUCAAUGUUUCCUCCACACAGACCAGAGAAGGAGGUUAAAGUUCAUACUCUGUUUAUAGCUUGUGAGAUUUUCUAGGCAUGAUUAUUAUUGCAUUAUCCAUGCACUGUUUGUUACUAACUUACAGCAUAGCCCUGAGUAAUAUUUGACUUUUCACUGUUCUUGAAUUAAGCUAUGUAUAAGAGUGUCUUUGAAGGAAAGAUUAAACUUAGGGUGGACAUCUAAGUAAUCUACAUUUUAGUUAUGUGUAAACUCUAUUUUUGAAAGGGUCUUGUCUCCUUUUCAUUUCUUGUGUAACAUUAUGUGUGUGUUGAUAUCAACCAAUCAUGACAGAAUGUUUCUUUUGCAGCCUCAUCUUGGGGGUCUUUAUGGAACGCCUUCUGGUAUGCAAUCACCUGGACCCCACCAAUCUAAUUUUUAUGGUUCAGGGCUCCCAAGCUCAGGUAUAAACUUUUAAGUUCAUCUAUCUUUUCACAAAUAACUUUUUCUUUACUAAAAGGAAUGAAUCCAAUCACAAGUGUCCAGUUUCACUGCUUUUCAUUUGGGGAAAACAUUUGUUCAGAAAUACGGUUAGGUAGCAGUUAUGAUCUGUUGAACAGUUAUUUGCAGCCCUGGCUAUGGUCAGGUCAUCAGAAGAUUUUUUUGAGCUAACAGAAACUGCUUGUUACUUCUAACAUUGGUAUUUAGAAAAUUAAUUAAGUUUUUAUUUAUGUAAGUGGGAAAUCCCACAUGAUAUCAUUCAGUUGGUAAGAUAAGUUCUAAUAAGCACAAAUUGAUGAGGUUUGCAUCAGAAAGCAGGUGAACACUUAGUUGACCAACAAGAGUAACUUAUUAAAGGUGAAUGAACUAGUGAAGAGAUGCAAAACUCACAAGGCUGUCUCUUCAGCGAUACACCUUAGAGUUAAGAAACUUUGCUUGGUGAAGAACUGAAUGUUUGAAGCAACCAAAACGCGGUUCAUCUUAACUGCCUCAAGUUUACUGAUAUGUGGUCCACAUUCUUUUUUUUUCAUGCUGAGUUUUUAUUGUUGGCAACUUUUGCAUUUCCUGUUUGUUUUGUGGUUUACAUGAUAUAUUGUUGUCAUUUGCUAGGACUUCCUCCAAAUGUCAAUUCCAUGCAGGUUCCACCAAGUGCUCCAAGAGGAAUGUCAUCUGCUCAGGUAUUUAUGAAAUUGAUUUUCAUGUAGAAGUUAAGCCUCCUGUGAAGCCAUUGGUUAAUCUUGGCAAGCAAAUCGUUCUCUACCUCAGCAAGAACAAGUUGGAUGAUGAGACCAAAUAACACAUCAAUGAUAUUACUCUAUACUGUCAUAAUUCACUACCAACCAGAAUUGGAUUUCUUUUUUGCCUCAAUAAAUAAGUUCUAGAGGUUACAAAAAGGAUUUGUAACCUGUGCACCAGUAUAUUAUUCCUAAUUAGUACACUUUGAUACUUCACUUAUUUAGUUUGGUAGAAGCUUGUCACAUCCUGGACCUACCCACUCCACAACAUCACUCAGUGGAAGUGUAACCACUCCAGGUGUUCCCAGCAUUCCAUCCAGUCUUCACAACAUGGUUGGGUCACAGGGAGGGAAUAUGUCAUCACAGUCAGCGAGGUAAACAUUGUAGAAUUAGCAAAAUGUGCAUUAACACUCUAUAACAGAUGUGGAGGUUGUACUGUUGGGUUUUUGUGGCUAUUUCAGUCAAGCAUCAAAGGGUCUCCAAGUUUUUAUCUCAUAUUCACUCUACAUUGUCAUUAUUAUUGUGACAGUCAUUGACAAAAGGUCAAUAUUAUUUCUGUGGUCCAAUCAUGUUUUAGUAAUCUUUCUGCACCCCCCUUCCCUUGUAAAAGAGACAAAAAUUCUACUCAUGUGUUAUUUUGUAGAGCUUUUGCCUUCUUAAAGGUUAAAUUAAUAUGUUAUGACUAAGAGAUAAAAACAAUAAAAUGAAUAAAUAAAUAAAUGAAUGAAUGAAUAAUGAUGUAUAAAUCAGCAAAGAGCAAAUUAUUAUCAGUUGCAACAACUCAAACAGAGGAACUCCAAAUUCUGGGCUAGGUACCUUAAGGUGAGUUCCUUGGUGGCUCUUGCACAAGCUCAUAAUAUGUAAUAAAGGCUAAAUGAAGGUACAGGCCCAACCUUAGAAAUAGGACUUUUAAUUACUGGGUUUAGCUCUUAUCCUGGAUUUUUACAAACAAUCAAUAGAUCAUGUUUUCCCAAUAGCACUGAGUAUAACCCUUGUUCAUUUGAUCUUAAUUGCCUGUUUGCAGUAGAGGGAUCCUGUCUAUGGGUCCUCGAGGAGUGAUGGGGCAAAUGCCACCUGGUCCUGGUCACUUGGGCAACCAGGGUGGGCUUAAUAAUUUGCCAAAGACAAGUAGAACAAUCUCCAUACCAUCAUCAUUAUCAAGGUGAGUUGACUUUAAACCUGGUUAGGGAAAUUUAAGACAAAGAAGAAAACAUGAUUGAAUAGCAAGGGUGUUGUUUGUCAGUUGAUUUGUUCCUGAGGAAUUUCACAGUUUUAUAUAACAUGUUCAGUACCAGGAUUCAUGCUGCUUGAGGAAGGUUAAAUUUGUUUCUUGGGUCCUGCAAAAGUUUUUGAAAGUGCUCAUUUUUGAGCAACUCAAUAUAGGGUUGGUACACUGUAGUUCAACAAGCUGAAUUUGGCUUCAGAUUUGAUAAAAGAAUAGAGGACAUUUACUCCUUUUAUUGGGUUUUUUACUGUAAAAUACAAAGGAGCAAGCUCAAGAAUUUUUCUAUCCUUUAAAACCCAUUAAAAAUAUACUAAUUUUUUUUUCAUUCAUUUUUUUUCUCUGGAGUUUAAACCCUGAUGAACUUCAACUUCUUUUGGGGUGAAUGUCAGAAAACCAGUUCAAGUUAAAUAAUGUUUUCAGCCAAGUAGAAAAAGAUAAAUAUUGCAAGGAACCAAUGGGAACCCUGAAGAAAUACUUGUAAGCUGACAGUAAAGUGGGAAAAUAUGACAGACCAUGUUACAUUUUCAAGUAGUUUUAAAUUUGUUUGGCUGGAGAGGCUCCUCAACUUUCUAGAAAAAAUUGCAAUGUACAUUGAGGGAAAGCAGUGUAAUAGUAGAUUACUUUCAUUGCUCAAUUGAAAUUGCUUGGUUUUAGUAAUGUAUUCACUGAUAUUCAUCCUGUUCCCUUAUUUAUACCCUUCAUGACCUAUAGCAGCUCCUCAAGAAGUUCACCAGUACUAGCAAUUGGAAUGAAUGCACCACAGACACCUCAACAAACACAUCAACAGAGAGGCUUUAACCUUGGGGGGUAUGUGGUGACGAAACUUUAUUCACAGUUGUAGCAGUGUAAAGUUAAAAGAAAAAAGAAAAUGCACAGUGGCUCUUUAAAAUAACUUUCAAAGGGUCUUUUUACCAUCCUACCUGUCUUCCCAAGAUGAAGCUUGGUCAGAAUUCUUAUUGAUGAUUUUCUCAUACCUCUGUAUUCCAAGUUUUUGUAAAAGCAUGACCCAUCAUUUCAUUACUCUUAGUAAGACAUUCACCUCUCUGAACUUUAGUCAACCUGUGAUGAGACAAAUCUUUUUGCAUGCUAAAUUCUUUUGGGUUGUGCAUUCCCAAUUAUAGAACACCUAUUUUCUUAUGUUUUGUGAUUGGAUAAUUCUUUACAUACAUGUAUUGUUGAUAAAUAAGAUUUUGUGGUUCAUUAAACGGUAAGAUCAGCUUCAGGGUACUUUUAGUAAAAUGCUAAGGUCAGGGGCUUCUUACAGCUUGAAGUCAGCCACUCUGGCAACCACCUACAUGUGUAAGUGAAUUUGUGAGAUCAACAUUUCUUGUAAUCUAUAAUUUAGAAAUAGAUCAGUGUUUGCCUCCCUCUAUAUAAAAUCCAUUACUUAUGCCUUUCCACUAAUUGAUGUUGUGUUCAUAAAUAGUAUCAGUAGUGGUGCUAGCAGCUCUGUUUCUGGUCCCAUGUCCAGUUUUGGUCUCACAAGAAGCCAAUCAACUAGUGGAGUGACACAGGUACUGUAUGUAUAUGAGUGCAUCUAUUGAGGAUAUGUCAAUCAAAAGACAGCAAGCUGUUUGAGAAAUUUAACAAAAUAAAGGGGUGUCUCCUGUGAUGGACAAGCAUUCCACCAUAGGAAGGUAAGCUGACCUGAGCACAUGCCCCUAGUCACUUGAUGCUCCAGGAACUGGAGAUGGGUGGUAGCAGUUAUGGGCCACUUAACCUCCAAGACUUUCCUCCAACCCUUUGGAUUUUUAAAAUUUUUCUGGUCCCAAGUCAAUUUUAAAUUGAUGUAGAUCCAGUUUGUUGUAGUUGAAUAGUUUAACUUGAUUGUUCUAGUAUUGGAAUGCAUGUAAUAUACUUGUAUCUUAGGAAAGUAACAAUUACCUAUUCCUUGUAAAAGAUAUUGAAAAAAAGGCUUGCAAUUUUUGCAGUACGUGUAGAUUGAGAAUAUUUUAAGAGAAUAUUUUAUGGUAUUUUAGAAAGGGUAUACUCUCUCAUAGUGAAAAAGCAUGUUGCCAUGAGCUCAGAUUCAGUUGUAAAGGGAUAUUAAUAAAUAUUCCAGGUCAGUUAUUUAAGCUGUACAAGUGUAAUAUCUGUGUAAUCUUUUUUUCCUUCUCUUCCUCUUGCAGGGUAUGGGUGGUUCUGGACUUCCUCUUUUUUCAGGGGCAUUUCAACCUCCUGGUAAGAUUUUCUUAUUAUUAUCAUAAUUGGGAAAGUAUUUUCUGUUAGUAUCUACCUUUUCUUAACUCCAACGGGCUUAAUUUCAGAAUACUUAAAAUCAGGUACUCUGGUUUUAUCAACUGAGUUGAUGAUGUAAUUUGGCUGCCAUAGAUAGUUUCUAAAACUGAUAUUUUGAGCAUUAGCCCUUUGUCAGAGUGAAUUAUCUUGCAAUACCCCACCAACACAGUACCACGGUUUCUAAGUAGAAACUUGACACUUUUAUUUGAAUAUGUAAUCAACUUUACUCAAGGGAAACAUGGUAACUCCUGGGAAUAGUCAUUACCAGACCUCUAUGAAUUCAUUUAAGCUGGACCAUCUUUCUCGUACUCAAAAUCACAUUUACACUGUACAUGCUGGAGAUUGUACAUUACAGGAUUAUCUUCAGCAAAAACUAUUGGAGGAAACCUCUCCCUAAUAGGUACAUUUGCAAGGAUUUAGAGGGAAUACAACCCCUCUUUUAUGAUAGUUUUUACUUGUCUUUAUGAUAGUUUUUACUUGUCUUUCCAAUUGCUGUAUUGUAAUGGAACAUUAAAGGAAGGUUAGAAUUAGGAAGAUGUCAUCUAUUAUUACCACUAAUUCACCUUAAUGUCAGUUUUGCUACCUGUAUUCUUCUAGUAUUGUUGAAUGAAGACUGAAAUCUUUCCUUCUUCCCUUUCUCUUGCAUCAUAGGUGCACCUGAUUCACCAAAAUCUCUUCGGCACAUAUUCUCAGGAGCUGGUCAAGGUAAAUCUUGUAAAACAACUUUGUAGGUUUUUUACAAAUUAGGUUUUUGUUUGUUUGUUUGAUUGUUUUUUUUCUGUCACAUAAUUCUAAUAGUGACCGCUAGCUAUUUUGUCAAAAAUACUGCACUGUGGAUCAAACUUUCGAGGAUGAAGCUUUGUUUGGGGUCAUUGGUAAUUGUUCUGUCAUUUUGGACGAGAUACUUUGCUUUCACUUUGUGUCACUGCACAAGAGGAAUUCUCUAAAGAAAACUGUUACUUGUGCAAGAGAGAACACUUGUCUCACGUGUUAGUUACAUCAUCCAUAGGACUCGCUGACGCGACACCAGGUGGUUCGGGUGGGUUAGACCUGUCAGAGUUCCCGGCACUAGCAAACAGAAGCCGAUUGGAGAGUCUCAGCCGUGUGGAGGGUGUGCCACGUUUGGACAGUAUAGGGGGUGUUAGUGCACCUCCUAGCAGCUUACCCAACAGGCCAAGUUACGGUGUAGUGUCUAAACCUGCUGAACCUCCACCGGAUUUUUCAAUUCAUAAUGAGGACUUUCCUGCUCUCCCUGGUUCAAAUACCUUUAAGUCAGGUAAUUUCUAUCGGAGAGUGCAUGUGAUUGAGUGUUGUAAGAGGGAAAGCAAAGUUAAUGCAACAGAUUAUUAAAAUGAGGGAACUAUCAUAAGCAGUCGUAGAGAACUCGAUUUAAGUAUUAUUACGCUACCUGUAGUGCUGGAGAGCGCGAGGUAUAUACGUGGCAAGGUGCAAUUUCUUUGAGUUUAGCUUGUGAUUGGUUAAGAAAGUAGCGCGAGAUUUUAAGAACUCAGAUUUUAGAACUCAGACUCGAGACCCCAGGAGGGAGAGAAAUAAGAGGCGCCUUUCUAACUGGAAAGGGUGAUCGAUUGUCGAAAAAAAAUCUUCAUUAGUUUUCCAACGUUAUUACUACAAUUCCUUUUAACCCUGAAGCCUCUAAGAGUGACUAGCAUCUAUUUUCUCCUCACAAUAUCACCCCUGAAUCUAACAUUAAUGUCAUGAGAAUAAAGGAAAUGAUCACCGACCAAAGAAACUCUCGAUUGUUCGACAAAUUCUCCUUGUUAGCACCUUAGUAAAUGUACAGAGAACAGUAUGGAGAAUAAAAAUACUGAUGUUAGGGUGUUAGGGUUAGAAAGGAUUAAAAUUUCUGUUUGUACUCACAGAAAGCCAAACGGACAGUUCUGUUCCUCAGGAUCCUUCCAAGCCAUCAGUAAGUACACUGUAGACUCUUGGUUAAAUGGCACGCACUUGUGUUUGUGUGUUGAUGAAUUGUACAAUUUCUAUUGCAGGUUAUCACCGCAAGCUCAAGCAUUUUCCCUGGAACAGGUAGCGUUUUCUUAGUUACUGUUACUUUAUUUCCAUCAGGUUUUUAUCCACAAGGUUCCUGAUGAAAGCAGGGAUGUCAGGGCUCCUUUUGACUGCAGGGAUGCUUUUGGAGCUCCCUACAUGGAAUACCCCGAAUAGUAGAUGUACAGUUUUUCCUAUAUAUUUUCAAACGAGAAGUAACUUGAUUUGUCCUCGCUGAUUUCCUAAUCUUAGAUCUUAGAGGCGGAUCGUCGUAUGAACAAGCGUUGAAAGAUGUUGCAAAGGACGCCCGGUAAUGACCUUCUUACUUCACGAUCUAAGCGGCCUCGCCACUGUAGCCUAUUCUAGUGUUCAUAGAAUGAAGUGGCGAGGAGUAUUGCUACUCCUCCAGGAUGUGACGAAGGUGACGGGUCUAUUGCCGGUUACCCUUCAGCAUCUCGUCACAUUUCCCUUGUUAUUUGUUAAUACCCAUUUCCUCUCCAGGGCGGAGCAACAGUCCUGUGCAAGUUCGGGAUAUCGUCCAGUCAGGGCUCUAAGUCAAAGUCUACCUUGUAGGCCUGUUGUUUUCUCCCCCUCCCUCAUUUUCUUCAAACACUGAGGUGUUGGGCGCAUGAAAGCUUUGAUUUGCCUCGCUUCCCCUAAUUUCAAAAAAGAGUUUCUUUGAUCGCGAGACAUACUUAUCGGUUUCUUGUUAAAGAUUUCACCAAACUAUAGCCAGUUCGGAGGCUGCCUUAUUCGCAAGUCAAGUUGCUCACGAAUCCCAUUCAGACCUGGAGGAAAUUUCAAAAUCUCGUUCGCUCACAACGCCUUCGAGAUAUCAGUAUAACCCUAGUUUCCGUGACAGUAGAGGGGUACUGUAAAAGGCGGGUGUGGUAUGGAGAGACUACGAGAAUGUUUUAUGCCUCUGAAAAUAUGUGCCUGAAACGAAAUGUUUGACAUUGAAAGCUAGAGUAGACCGGCUAAUGUACAGUUUUUACUUUUCUGACGAAGAUUCGCGACAGCAGAGGCAAAGGCGAAUUCGACAAAUCACAAGCAACCACCAAGAGGAAUUCAGACAUCUCCUUCAGGUAAUGAUCAAGUGGCGGUUUUAUUUUCCUGUAUCAGCAUUUGGCAAAGGUUCAUCCUUCUCCUAAAACAUAAUAGUCCAGGUUAGGUUUCUGAUGGACUCCGCCUUGGUGUUGAUUGGUCUUUGAGUUUACUUUAAUUUGGGUUUAGGACGCUCAAUCGAAAGACACCGCGUGUAUAUGUUAUUCUCACCACUCUACCUUUGUAUUUCAGGUAUGAUCUCAAACAUUCCAAAAGGAAUGGUAACGGAUCAAUUUGGAAUGAUAGGAUUGUUAACAUUCAUUAGAGCUGCAGAAACAGAACCAAAUCUUGUGACGUUAGCGCUCGGGAGGUAAGUGCAACAGAGUCAUGCGUUCUCUGCUACCCAGUUUCCGACUUCAUAGCUGUUAUCUUCUCGGAGUUUACUUGACAGUUGUGUUUUUUCUUAUUCUUUAGUGACCUCACGACGUUAGGCCUUAACUUAAAUUCACCAGAGUAAGUAGAAAAUAUUUUGGAGCAUGUUUGAUUUAAAAUUUAUGAAAUAAUUAUUGUUAUUAACCCCUUAUCUCUUAGCUUAACUACUCCGCAGAUAAUGUCUAUGUAUUAUUCACCAAACUCUGAUAUGAAAAUAGACAAAUUUGUCAGCCAUAGGGCACUAUUUUUGUGAAAUCUCAAUUUCUGCUUACCUUCUUACGACGAAAGGAACAAUGACGAGCAGGAAGAUUUUUUUAAAUAUUUUGUUAGCUAAAGGACGGAGUUUAAGGAUACAAUUUUUUUUCUUCGGUGGUUUGCGGCAAUUUUGAAGAAAUUUUUCUACCAUUUAUUUUGAGGGGCUAUCUUUUGCGAUAUGUAGUCCGUGAAAUUUACCAGUACACUACAUCAAAGUGCCAAACAAUCAAGUUAAAUUCAAUGUAGCCAUUAUUUCUAAUGUACAUAUAUAUAUCAGUUUUUUCUUUUGGGGGGGGGGGAAGGGGGGUUGUUGGUCAAAUUGACUGUACCUUUUAUUCAUUUUUUUUUCUUGGGGGGGGGUUGGGAGUAAAGGAGUGAAGAGUUAGGGUAUCUUCCUUUCACUUAUUUUAAUGCUAAAACUAUUUGUGAAUAAUUUACGUAUUGACUACUACUUUUUUGUCGAUGCAAUUAAGGAGUCUUUAUCAUACGUUUGGUUCACCGUUUGCGGACAGUCCGUGUAGACCACAUGAAAUAGGUAAGGCUUCAAAGGAAUGUAUACUUUUGAAAAUGCCCAAGGAAACUUUAUUGAUUUUAAAUCCCUUUUGAAUCCGUCCCGUUGCAAAGAUUAGGACAGUAAUUGUUGAAAGGAUUUGCUGUAAAAACCGAAAGAUGUCAAAGCUUAACGAACAUGUGACAGUUUUUGUCACAGACCCUUUAUUUUUAAGACAAGAACUGUCAAGUUUAAUAUUUAUGAUCAGUAAGAUCAGUUCUGGAGCAAAACUUUACUGUGUUUUCUCCAUAGACUAUCAUGUGCCCUCGGAGUACCGGAUAAACUCAUUUAUCAGGGACAAGGUAUAGAACUGUGAUGAAUUGAUGUUGUAGUGAAAAACUGCUGUUCAAACAGGCCUGUUUAGCUAACAAAGCGUUCCGUCCAACUUCGAUAACCCUUAUUACUUUAAAGUCUCAAUAUUGUCUUUGUUUUUCCUUAUUUUUUUUUUCUCUUUGUGAGGUUUACCAGCUUUUUGAGGUCUGUUCAUAUUUAAUCUUUUUUAAAUAGUAAUAUUUUUUCCUUUUGUGUUUUUGCAGCUUGCACCCAUUAAACUCAGUCGGUAUACCGAGGAUUUGCUCUUCUAUCUCUAUUACACGAAUGGAGGAGAUAUUCUCCAACUUGCAGCCGCAGCUGAACUGUUAGUAUAGACAAUUUGUUUUUACCCUCCUAGUUCUUUAGGAUGAUUCCUUUUUAACUGGUGUGCUGAGUGUGAGGUUCCCCCAACGCAAUCCCUAUUUGUGGACAGAGGAGACUUCGUUGUCGAAGAAACUAUACCUUUUUAACUCCUGCAAUUGAAACUUAACCUUUUCUUCUUAUUUGUGAAGUCAAGACACGGCUUCUAUCGGCCCUCUUUUACUGCUAACCGAGCGCAACUUGAUCAUUCGCGUUUUACUGUGUUUCUGGCCGGUGACUUGUACCAAAUUUAAGUUCUGAUUGGUUCCGUGCUCUACGUCCCUUUUAUCUGAUUGGUUUACGUAAUGAGUUUGGUUUUGGUUUUCAAGUCCUCGGCUCAAAAGUGCACAGAUGCUCACGUGUGUAACGCGUCAUCUUAAUGCUUAUUGGUUAUCCUCUUUAGGUAUGCACGUGAUUGGCGUUACCACAAAGACGAAAGACUAUGGUUGACACGUGCUCCUGGUGUUGAUCCUCAAGUAAAAACGAAUUCAUACGAACGAGGAACAUACUACUUCUUUGACUGUAGUACGUGGAGGAAGGUUGCGAAGGAAUUCCAUUUGGAAUACGACAAGCUAGACGACAAACCUACACUGCAGUCUGUAACAGCACAAUGACAUCUUUAGCCUAGCUACGUAUUUGACUUUGAGAGCAAGAACUUUCUGUGUGAAAAUGAUUUAUCUUGUACACUGUCUCUGAAAUAAUAUUUUGGUCGUGUUUAAUACUUGUAAAAAGCUAUUCGAGAUUUGUGAUAUACCAGAUAUCAUUAAAGAGACUUUUGAGCAGUU